CUAGAGAUGAAACCCCACAAAAAUUGUGAGAACCCAAAAGAGAAGACAGAAAGUGCAAACAAGCAAAAUAAAUCAAGGCAGUAUACUGGUGCAGGUCACAGCUUUGCAGCUUUAUUAGAAACUGUGUGGAGAAGAUAACAUGAUUCUUAUUGCAGGCCGAGUUGCAGAUGAAUGAAGUGAAUAAUGUCGUGGUGCAUAAUUUAUAGGCAUACAGCUCCACCCUUUCUUUAGUUAUCUUUUAUAUUUUAGAGUUCCUAACUAUUCUCUCGCAUAAAGAUAACUAGAAGUUGGUGUGGUUUAACUAACUAGUUUGUGUAAGGUUCUAAGCAUUGGUCCAUGGAAUAUCCGUAUAAGUAAAUGAUCGCCUUUUGUUUCUAAGUUCUGUUUAUAACUCUGAAAAGGAUAGUCACACACUAACAGUAAGUACAUAACUAAUUUGUGCAGCCUGGCAUGGUUACGACUGAUCUUCUUAUGUCUGGUGCUACCGCAAAGCAAGCAAAGUUUUUCAUCAAUAUAUUAGCUGAAACUGCUGAUGUGGUUGCGGAUUACCUUGUUCCAAACAUCAGAGAAAUCCCUACCAAGCAAUCCAUGAAGCCGACUUACAUUCGCUUUCUCACAGGCUUGAAAGCCUACUCCAGAAUAUUUUCAAGAAUUGCUUUUGGUGCUCGUAGGAACAAGUAUGUUGCCGAGGAUUAGUUUUCUUACUGCCAUCUUCCAACCCAGAAGAAACCUAGGGAUAUUCUUGUUAUCAUAUUUUAGAAGUCCAUUCUUUUCCUGUAAAAAUAGGAUGUAUCACUGAGGGCAUCUUGAGAACACAGCAAUGUACUCCUCAUAUAUACAAUACAUGUAAUUUGAUUACACCUCAUCAAAUUACAGUUCAUCUGGAUUAUUUAUGGACCUUAUGAUCUAGUUGCAUGUUGCAUUUUCAAUGCAAGAGGAGCCCAUGAUACAUCUAUGCACCUACACAUUAAGGCUGAAAACCAUUUUUCCUUGUUACUUCCUAUAACUUGUGUAGUCUUGCCUAACUUAUCUGUUGGGACAAGUUUGUCGUGCAAUUAAGCUCCUAUGAUAGAUUUAUUGUGUUUGUACAACUUUUUUUUUCCUCUUCAUUGAAAGGCAUGCAGAUGGCAUUGCAAUGACAAGACAUGGUCAUGCACUCAUGCUGCUACCUUGCUGCUUGGUGUUUGGCAGCAUAGGGUAGGACUUUGAUCACAUCUCACACAUCCAGAUUGCCUGAUAAGUCAACCUCAACACUUACUACUGCACCUAAAUUAUCAUUCUGGUUAUUUACUUCUCUGUCACAUUCCUGAUAAGUUAAUGUGAUGUGCACCAUUCAUGGAUUUGGCAGAGUCUGCUCGUGCUAUCGCAACAUCAACUCUUGUUGCUUUGUUGCCAUUCAGAAGGCUUUAUUUCUCUGCAAAUCAUUCCACCCAUACAAACCAACUGUGAAUUGUGACGUGUUAUGUUAGUGUGAUAGAAUAUGGCUGGCUACACAAAGAUAGUGAAGUAUCUCUAGUCUCUUACAAGAACUGUAUAAAGGGUUGACUGGCUUGAUAGAGAAGGAGACUAUCACUCUCUCUUCUCGCUAAAAGAUAUGACAUACAUUCCCAGUUCCUUUUGCUUCCUCGCACAUACCGGUAUGCGCAUGUUAAUGAUUUUAGUUUCUUUUUUGGUAUUUUUGUGCAUUCUUUUUUCUAAUGUAGGAUGGCCAGAGUAUUGAUUUGCCUGCUUGAUCUCCAAUUUGUAUUUGAAAAUAUUUUUCUGUAUCUAUAUGGGCAUAUGUGCACGUUUAAAAAAUAAACAAAUUUUGAUGGAUUCUGUCUCUUGUAGUUACACGAGCUGCUGUAUUGUCGUUUUGCUGGUUUGCAUUGCCUUGGUUUUAAAAGGUGUCUCAAGCUUUCUGAUUUCCUUGAUCUUUGACAGGUGUGAGCUUGAUUUGCUGACUGAUGUCCAACGGCAAGCCGACAUAUAACAGUGACUCUUCUUACAUGUCGAGCAUACCGGUCUGUUGCUUUCUCAGGGCAAUGCAGCCGACAAGUAGUUUACUUCGCUGGACCGAUGAUCUCCAUAAGAUCUUCCUGGAAGCUGUAGAGUAUCAAGGAGGCCCCUAUGGUUUGGUUUCUUGAACUUUGAGCAUACGAUGUCAAGCAAUUCAUUCUCUGUUACUUGGAUCUGAAACUUCUCGAUGAAACUGAUGCUGUGCUACUCAACCGUCGCAACUCCUUAGAGGUGAAGCCAACUGCGGUGAAGGAGAAAAUGGAAGCUAUGGGAGUCACAGGCCUCACAAUCUGGAACAUAAAAAGCCACCUCCAGAGAUACAGGGAGAAGUGCAAUUUAGGACCUGAACCUCCUCGGGAUGUCCGAGGCACUGCAUCACCAAGGAAGGCUGGAGAUAAUGUGUAUGGUUCUCUGAUGCAAUGGAAUUGUUGGAUCUGCAUGCCUUUGUGUUCUCUAUUUAUUUAUUUAUUUAUUUGUAUUUUAGAACUGACUGACUGAUUGAUUAUUGAGCUUGUUCAUAAGUUCUGUAACUUGUUCUGGUGUGUAGGACAUCUGAGACCGAGACAGUGGUGGACAGUGAUGCAGCAACGAAUCUGACUGAAAUGGAGGUACUCCUCAUCAUCGUUGAUAGCCUGGCCUGGACAGUGGACAAGCAUAUACCAUCAUCCAAAGGCAAGACCUGGUCAGUCUUAGUACAUUUCAGGGCCAUAUAACAGUAGAGGGAACACACUUGCCAUACCAUGCCAGGAAGGUUAGGAUCAUAGUAUGGCUGCCGCCUGCAGGUAUCUGCAUCUGUGGCAACCCAACCCCAGACCCGGCCAUCUUUUAGCACGAGGGCACACCGUCGUUGCCUCACCGUCGCGCUCUAGGAGUAGGAUGUCACGCUCUAGUAGAAGGAUGGCGUGCCACGCCAGGGAGCAAGCUCUAACGACGUUGCCGCCAAGGCCACCACGACGCCGCACUUCGUGUUCGUCCCGCUGAUGCACCACGGCCACCUGAUCCCGGCGGUGGACGCGGCGUUGCAGCUGGCCACCCACUCUAAAAAGCCCCCAGCCCAACAAAAUCCCAGCACCACAACGCCAAACAAGGAUAUAUGUCAACAGAAGGGGGAAAUGUGAAUCCAACGACUGAAGAAUAGCGCAUUUAACAAGGCCAAGCAGUGAACAAAUUAAGGCAGCGACGCAUAACAGUAGUAGCAGCUAGCUAGUUUAUGGAAACCAAACGUGCUAAAGUACAGAAUGUCACAGCGCAAUGUCAUCCACUUGCUGAUGGCAGAAUGCUCGCUAAUUAAUUAGGACAUCAUAACACACACAGCAGGAAGCAUCAUAUAUGGUCUCACUUCACAGCUGAUAGCAUCACACACUCCUAUCUAGCCGUGUCCACGGAGGAGAGAAGACUCACUCAUCCAGAGACACAGACUCAUCCUCUGAAUCUGAAUCUGGACUGCUCUCAUCCGGCGCCCAUGAAUCUGAACUGGGCUCAUUCGGCUCAUCCUGUGAAUCCGACAUGUUCAAAUUCCGCGCGAGCUCCACGUCCAACUCGGAACUGAAGUGCACGAGGUCCAUCUCUAGCAUGUCAUCCACGCUGCGGGUUCCCUUAUGGGUGAUAUCGUCGUCACUGAUGUACUUGGCGUCAUCUGGAUACACAAUCUUCCUUGCGGAAAUCAUGUCAAUAGUAGCAACGUCCUAUUAACAAAAUAAAACCCGGAUCAGUAAGAUGAUAAUAAGCCAAUUCAGAUUUAUGAUGAGUAGUGCAUUCAAGCAUCGUGAGAAGCAGAUCGCCGUGACUCAAAGUACUAAUCAAAUGCUAUCACUUGCUAAUCAGCCGUGCCGCGGCAGAGAAGUAGAUGACUUACCCGCAUAUGCAUAGGGCAGAGGGCAGCAGAAUGCCGCUGUCCUUGGCUUGCGUGUUGCGUACCACAACUCGGCGUAAAAUAGGGUCCUCAGAACAUUCUCAUCACAAGUUGCCAUGAAGUUCACUAGGUAGCACGUAUCAGUGAAGGGGGCGCAGCCUUCCUGUCUUUGAUCCAUACCAAUUAUAAAAUCAAGUUCAUACUUUGGUCCCUACAGCAAGCAAGAAAUUAAGAAGCAAGAGUGUUUGUUGGUCAAAUCAAGUUAAAGCUAAUAUACGUACGUAAGUAGCAGCUAAUGAUUGAAAACAGAGGAAGUCCAAUGCCUACCCAAAAAUGAUGGUCCGUAUAAUCCUUGAGCACCUGUUCAAUCUUUGAACGCAGCCAGCUCCUCCAAUGCUCAUACUGUGAUCUCACGCUUGAUACCCGCCUCAAGGCCUCUACACUAAGUUCAGGAGCAGGAGCUUGCAUGGUGCCACUAGUUUGAGGUCUGGAUGUUUCUUUGAACUUGGACCACAAGGCCGACAUAAGAAAUCUGAUGUCAUCGACGCGCAACACACCACCACUAGUUUGCGCAUUGGUUAUAUGUGAGACCAGGCGUUUUCGGCCUUCGGGAUCGAGCAGCAGCAUCCGGUGAAAUUCACCUAGCUGAAGGGGCAGCGUCUAUCUAGCAGCCAUGGCCGCCUCGUGGAAGGGGUUCUUAUCAGACCUCUUUGUUGUAGAUGAUAACAUGUCAACAAAGCAAGGUUUGCAAGCCCGUCGAGGGAACGGACAACUAGGCAGAGCAGAGAUAGGGGGUCCAGGAUGUCAUUGUACUCUUUCAACAUCAUGCAGUCAGAAGCCGGGAGAACGGAGCCACACGUCUCAUGCCAGACUGAGUUAAUGAUGAUGUUGGAGAGAGGGUCACAGGGGCCAUAGCAAUGGCCGGCCAUGAGGAUGCUGCGCAUGAUGGAGCCCGAGGGUGCGUGCAGCAUCUUGAAGGCCUGGACGUACAGGUUGUGAAUCAUGCCAUAGAGGUACAUCUUGAGAGACCGCAGGUAAUCGCAGUUGUCGCCACCUCACGAGGCGAUGAGAAAGUGUUUCUGGAAAUUUGCUAUCGUCAGGCAAUCUUGCAGCUUGCUAGGCAGUCCGGACUGCAGAGACGAGAUGGCGGUCCCAUCGCAGCGGAAGGUGGUGGAGGUGAUCCUGGUGUGAGCUGCUGCACUAGAAGAGACAAGGGGCUUUGUCUCGGACCAGAUAGCGCCAUCGUCGAGGUUGUGACGGGCAUGGACAACCAGCCCAUCUUUGGUGUUGCUAAUGUUGGCAACACACAUCGGGGUCAUCAUCAUGUGCAACCCACGGUGGAUUUCCUGGGCAUCCUCAGCCGUGAGAGGGUCAUUGGCCGAAAACAGAUGCCUGUUGAAGAGGUCGAGGUCGCCCUGUUUGAGCCGGAUUGCCAUGACCUGAGCAAUGGUGGCAGGCGAACAGUGGCCUGCGCUGGUGGCCGCCCACUCAAGGGCGGCCUUGGUCCUGUCGGAUUCAGGGUCCAGUGCCUCCUCCUUGGUAUGGUAGAGGUCGUGCUGGACGAGCAUGACGGCGAGGAGGAGAUUGGCGCCGGCCCUGUAGAGGUAGCGGAAGGCCUGUGCCUCGUUGAUGCAUCCGAAGUAUGCCACAAGGAAAGCCAUGAGACUCUGGGCGGACCUGCAUGCAACCUCGUGCCAGGGGUCGAAACUAGGUCUGUGUCUCUUUCUCUUGGACCUCAUGCUCUCAUCGUCGGACUCCGCCUCAUCGGACUCCGUCUUGGCCUCGACUUCGACGAGGGUGGUGGGGAGGAGGGGAGGGUGUUGAGGAUGAUGUUGGAGACGGGGUCGAGGGGGCCGAGGCAGAGGCCGUCUGUGCUGAGGAGGCCGUAAAGGUCGGGCAUGGCCUUGCAGGGCAGCCGGAGCCGGCGGAACGCCUCGUCGUAGAGACCGACGAUGAGCUUGCGCGUGGCAUGGCGCAAAUCGUCGUCGUGGGGAAGAGGCCCAUACUCGUGGCGGCAGUUGAGGCUGUGCAAGCACGAGAUGAGCCCUCUCCGAGAGCUAGAGUCGCUGGAAGAAGUGGAUCCAGACAAGGACCCAAGUGGAACGGAGCCGCCGGAAGAAAUGGAUCCAGACGCCAUCUGCGAGCAGAGACGGCGAACAGAGCCGGCGUUUUUCUCUGGGCGUCGUCGACCGUCUUGCGGGGAGAAGAGCAGAUCGAUCGAGUCGGUCGAUAGGGUGGGGAUAUAUAUAUAUAUAUAUAUGGAGUGGGAUGAGUUCGUCUUUUGGUCGCGACUUGCCUCCUUGUCCCCGUGACCAUAUAUAUAUAUAUGUUCUUUCCCUCGCUCGUCUAGUCGUCCUUGACUCGGCCUCCUUUUCCCGUGGCCCUGCCUCUUUCUUUUCUUGGCAGUAAACGAGUCGGUGUCUGGAGACCGUUUUGGCUCCUCCUUCCUUCCUCGACCAACCGCCUUUCUCCGUACGUAACGUUCCCCACGUAUGCAAACUACCUAGGCCCACAUGGCCACGUCUCCAAUCAAACGUUCCAAGAGACAUCAAUCCAACGAUGGAGCACUAGUCUGAUCUAGUAUUUGUGAACGCAUAUAUGGACGUGUGUGGCAACGAUCACGUAUGAUAAUUAAAGUGCAUGCCCUUUUUGGCUUAGUUAAGGCAUAUGCAUGCACACAUGGGCCACGAGCUGAAUUGUUAAUAGUUUCAGUACUCCGGAAUCCCUGAUCUCGCUCCUUUGCCGAUGACGAUAGCUGGACACACGAGCCCUGCCGUGUUGCUGCUUUCUCUAAAUUUAAGAAUAUGGACGUCGAUAAGUGCCACACGUGUGGAAGUUAGGGGAUCUGCCCAUAUAUUUUGUAUGGUGUAUAAGAGGAAUAGCCCACAUAUCUACGUGUGGGCAAAACAAGUAAUGCCCACACACCUUUUUUUUUCCCCGAUCCCUCUCACAUGCGUGUGUGUGGACGAAAUAGAUAACGCCCACACGUCCCGUACGUCAGGCCUCGUACCUCGUGGUUCCGCAUGUCCCACGUGACAGUCACCGCGCGUCCCGCAGUUGCCAUGGUCCAGACCCUCGUCCAUAUUCGUUUAACUGUAGUUGCCAUGUCGCUGAACUUCGGUUGCCAUGUCGGACAACUACAGUUGCCAUGGUUGCUCAACUGUAGUUGCCAUAUAUGGUUUGGCCUACUGCGGUUGCUAUGAUUUCAAAACUUUAGGAGUUGCCACCCACUAACACUAGGCAGUUGCCAUAGAGCACUACAAAAAGGCAUGGCAAAAAAACAUGUUCCGGUAAAAGAGAGAGUUGCCAUGUGCUCACAAGUACGCUAGGGCCGUUGCCAUGUAAAAAGAAAGAGUUGCCAUCUGCUUACGUGCAUGCUAGGGCAGUUGCCAUGUACCAUGCAAAAACACAUGACAACUCGGGUAAAAGAGAGUUGCCAUCUGCUUACAAGCAAAGCUAGGGCAGUUGCCAUGUACCCUGUAGAAACACAUGGCAACCGCCGCUUUGGGUGUGGGCGAGGAGACGGGCGUGUGGGCGAAGUGAUAAACGCCCACACACCAGCCCCCUCUGCGUGCGUGAAAAUUGGUGUGUGGGCGAAUUGCUAAACGCCCACACACCAGCCCCCCGUGUGGUGAAAAAAGACGUGUGGACGACCGAAUGAAUGCCCACACACCAGCUUAGUCCUGCGUGGCACACAAAAACUGCUAGAACGCGCCAAGAUUCGUGCAGAAUUGGUUGGACGAGAAUCCAUGCGUGUGGGCGAGUUGCCAGACGUCCACAUGUGUGGGCGUUAGUGUUUUCGUAAGAAUAUUUAUAGUCCGACUCCUCAAACGUUUUCUAUACGCUCCGAGGUACGACCCGAUUAAAAAGUUGUGACCCAGACAGGCUCAUAAUCAUCAAUGGCGGCCCUUAUAUGCAGCUCAAAUCCAGGACAAAUAAGGGGAGGUCCGGGCGCGUCCGCCACAUCGGAUCCAGCCCAUGCUGAUUCAUCAUGAUCCCACAUAUAUUUGUUCCUGUUCACACCCCCGAUCAAACCCUAACCAUUCCACUCCACUUCGCUCCGCCCCAAGCUCCCUUUCGGCGAUCUCUGGGCCUCUUCGGCAUCACGAGCAGUGGAUCCGAGUUCUCUGUUACCCGAUCUAGUAACUGGGACCUCAUCCCUGGCCGGAGGUGGCGAGGUGGCCGUCUGCAUUGCGCUGCGCCGCGCCAUUGAGGAAAAUGCCCAGCAGCGGCCGAACUCAAUCCGACGGGAAUCAAGAGCAUCUGCUCAAAUGGCACUUGGAAAUGGCGUGAGGCGCAUCACCGCUGCCUCGCAUGGGUGAUGUGGUCCGUCUGGCGUCAGAACAAUGUGGCGAACACGAAGCCCCUUUGUUGGCACGCCGACUCAAAGGCCCUCACUGACCCGUUCGCUGAGGCUAUGACGCGGCAUGCCCGCUGUGCGAGGAAGAGGGGCGGGAGGCCGUGGCAACCCUCGCGGUAGACGUCGGCAAGGCAGAAUCGCAUUCCCCGGCACCGGUACAGGUGGCCGCUAUCCUCUUGCGCCGCAACCACGUCAUGGUGGAUGUGUCGGGCUCCAACCAUGAUGGAUCCAUUGUCAACCUCACAUCGAUCGAUGAUGUGCAGGCCACCGGCUCCAACGAGAAAGAGUAGGGCAUGGGAGACGGCGGGACGGCGACGCCUCGAGUCCCGUGAGCCAAUGUGUGUCCCAUGUCCUACUCUAGCUCGCCGGUGACAACACCAAUUCUCCAAGGGGCGCAACCGACUACCGUACAUGGACACGGCAGAGCCGGGCGAGCUUUGUUCAAGAUUAGGUUCACAUUGCCUAUACUUGUAUGGAUUUGAGGAUUCGUAAUUGAUAUAUUUGUAAUUUGUAAUUAAAUUUGGUCUUAUUCAGUACUUGUGGCCCGCCAUUGAUGAUUAUGUGAUCAUCUACAGAAGACAUGCAUGUAUAUAGGAAGCUGGCAGUGGGAUGCAGAAUUAUCCCGACCAAACCUACUUCAUCUAUCAGGUUAGGCAUGGCAUGUUUCGGCAGUUUCUGUUACAAUUAAAGUAGUGUAAGAAAGCAACAAUCAUAUAUAUUGUAAGACAAAUGUGAUAAAAACAUAAUAUUAAAUAGAAAUCUUGCAAGAAGUUUGUUCUUAAUGUUAGACUUCUUCAAGCUAUGAAGGAGUAGAUGUUGGGGAACGUAGUAUUUUAAAAAAAUAAUCCUACGAUCACGCAAGAUCUAUCUAGGAGAAGCAUAACAACGAGCAGCGAGAGUGUGUCCAUGUACCC
This is a messenger RNA of Triticum urartu, 9124 nucleotides long. The record is from RefSeq and is a predicted model, not a curated record. NCBI's taxonomy places the organism in Eukaryota, Viridiplantae, Streptophyta, Magnoliopsida, Poales, Poaceae.